Molecule: messenger RNA, 1291 nt
Organism: Raphanus sativus (radish)
Lineage: Eukaryota; Viridiplantae; Streptophyta; Magnoliopsida; Brassicales; Brassicaceae
Product: glycine-rich cell wall structural protein 1.8-like
Exons: 1
Coding region: 30-1082 (350 amino acids)
Source: RefSeq, a predicted model, not a curated record
UUUCAUUUUACUUCAUCAAACUCCAAACAAUGGUUUCUCUCAAAGCUCUCUCAACCGUCUUUUUUCUUGUACUCGGCGUUGGCAUUUGCUACGCCACUAGCCGGAAUCUCUUAACGUACGGGGAUAUACCAGCUGGCCAUGGUGGUGGAGGAGGAGGACAUGGUGGUGGUGAAGGUUAUGGAGGAGUGAGUGGUGGUGGUUAUGGGGGCGGUAGUGGAGAAGGUGGUGGUGGUGGAUAUGGAGGAGCUGAAGGGUAUGCCGGUGGUGGUGGUGGUGGCCACGGUGGUGGAGGUGGUGGAGCUUCUUCUUCUGGUGGAUACGCUAGUGGAGGUGGAGAAGGAGGUGGUGGCGGUUAUGGUGGAGCAACUGGUGGAUACGGUGGUCAUGCUGGUGGUGGUGGUCAUGGUGGAGGCGGUGGUGGAGCUUCUUCUUCUGGUGGAUACGCUAGUGGAGGUGGAGAAGGAGGUGGUGGCGGUUAUGGUGGAGCAACUGGUGGAUACGGUGGUCAUGCUGGUGGUGGUGGUCAUGGUGGAGGCGGUGGUGGAGCUUCUUCUUCCGGUGGGUAUGCUAGUGGAGGAGGAGAAGGCGGAGGUGGUGGUUACGGUGGAGAAGCUGGUGGUUAUGGUGGUCAUGCUGCUGGUGGCGGUGGAGGUAGUGGCGGUGGUGGUGGAGCUGCUUAUGGCGGUGGAGGAGAUCAUGCUAGUGGUUAUGGAAGUGGUGGUGGUGGUGGUGAAGGUGCUGGUGGUGUAAUUGGUGGUCAUGCUGGCGGUGGAGGUGGUGGCAGCGGAGGCGGUGGAGGAUCAGCAGGUGGAGGGUCUUAUGGUGGUGGUGCUUAUGGAGGCGGUGAAGGAGGAGGAGCUGGAGGUGGGUCAGGAGCCGGAGGGUAUGGAGGUGGUGGAGGAGGAGGAAGUGGUGGAGGAGGAGCUUAUGGUGGAGGUGGAGCACAUGGAGGUGGUUAUGGAAGUGGUGGUGGUGGUGGUGAAGGAGGUGGUUAUGGUGGUGCAGCAGGUGGAUAUGGAAGUGGUGGUGGAGGUGGUCACGGUGGUGGUGGUGGUUCAGGCGGUGGAGGCUAUGCCCCAUGAAGAAACCAACUCAAAAUAUUACCAAAAAAGAAAGAGGCUGGAAAUAAAAGAUGAUUGUGGAGGCAGGGGUAUACAAAUUAAAAUGCCUUGAUUGAAAACAUUUUGUAUCCAUUAUUGAACGUUGUAUUUCCUAAUAAUUAAAUAUUUGCAUUGUCUUACUAUUAUAUCAUUAAAAACAUUAGUUUAUAUAAAGUAAUGUUUUAUAGAUU